Molecule: messenger RNA, 1946 nt
Organism: Drosophila willistoni
Lineage: Eukaryota; Metazoa; Arthropoda; Insecta; Diptera; Drosophilidae
Gene: Mad
Product: protein mothers against dpp
Exons: 4
Coding region: 265-1809 (514 amino acids)
Biological process (GO): BMP signaling pathway; anatomical structure morphogenesis; cell differentiation
Cellular component (GO): heteromeric SMAD protein complex
Molecular function (GO): I-SMAD binding; DNA-binding transcription factor activity, RNA polymerase II-specific; RNA polymerase II cis-regulatory region sequence-specific DNA binding
Source: RefSeq, a predicted model, not a curated record
AGAGAGCAGAACAACGUGGAGGGUCGAAACGCGAUUGCAUUUACAUACGAAUAAGAUUUUGAUGCUGAUUUUGAUUGUACCCAGAGACUCAAUUGCGGGCUCCCCUGUGCCUGUAUGUGCCUGUGUGUGCGUGUGUGUAGUUGUGCGUGCAAUAUAAAUAAAUAACAUAAUAUCUGCAAUCUUUGCCAUAAAAGUCAACAGCAAUAACAACAACAACAGCAACAACUAAACUCUAAAGAACGUGAACUCUCUACAGCUACCAACAUGUACUAUCCGCCUGCUGAUAGUUAUACCGGUUAUCGGAUAACUCCACCCCAAAACAUUAAUAGCCACAGCAGCAGCAGCAACAACAAUAACAAUAACAACAUCAUCAGCAGUAAUAAUAAUAAUAUUAACAACAACAACAACAACUGCAUUAGUAGUAUCAACCACAGCCACAGAAUGGACACAGAUGAUGUUGAAUCAAACACAAGCAGUGCCAUGUCCACAUUGGGCACAUUAUUCUCAUUCACAUCGCCGGCAGUUAAAAAACUACUUGGCUGGAAACAGGGUGACGAGGAGGAGAAAUGGGCCGAAAAGGCUGUCGAUAGUUUGGUCAAGAAAUUGAAAAAACGCAAAGGUGCAAUCGAGGAAUUGGAACGGGCAUUAUCUUGCCCUGGUCAGCCAUCAAAAUGUGUAACCAUUCCACGUUCACUCGAUGGUAGAUUACAGGUCUCACAUCGUAAGGGUCUGCCUCAUGUUAUAUAUUGCCGUGUCUGGCGUUGGCCCGACUUACAAUCGCAUCAUGAAUUGAAACCGCUUGAACUUUGCCAAUAUCCAUUUAGCGCCAAACAGAAAGAAGUUUGUAUUAAUCCGUAUCACUAUAAACGUGUGGAGAGUCCAGUUUUGCCGCCAGUUCUUGUGCCACGUCACUCGGAAUUCGCACCGGGACAUUCAAUGUUGCAAUUCAAUCAUGUGGCCGAACCCAGUAUGCCGCAUAAUGUUAGCUACUCCAACAGUGGCUUCAAUUCCCAUAGUCUAAGCAAUAGUAACACAUCGGUGGGCAGUCCCAGUUCGGUUAACUCAAAUCCAAACUCACCGUUUGACAGUUGUGCCGGUACACCGCCACCAGCCUAUAGUCCAUCGGAGGAUGGCAAUUCAAAUAAUCCAAACGAUGGCAAUCAAAUGAUUGAUGCCCAAAUGGGCGAUGUCGCCCAAGUAAGCUAUUCGGAACCAGCAUUUUGGGCAUCGAUUGCCUACUAUGAGUUAAAUUGUCGAGUCGGUGAGGUAUUCCACUGCAAUAACAAUUCAGUCAUCGUUGAUGGCUUUACGAAUCCAUCCAACAAUUCGGACCGUUGCUGUCUCGGACAGCUAAGCAAUGUGAAUCGUAAUAGUACCAUCGAGAAUACACGUCGUCAUAUAGGUAAAGGCGUUCAUCUGUACUAUGUGACUGGUGAGGUAUAUGCCGAAUGUCUAUCCGAUUCUGCGAUAUUUGUACAAUCACGAAAUUGUAAUUAUCAUCAUGGCUUCCAUCCGAGUACCGUAUGCAAAAUUCCACCCGGAUGCUCGCUAAAAAUAUUCAACAAUCAGGAAUUUGCUCAACUUCUCUCGCAAUCCGUUAACAAUGGCUUCGAGGCUGUCUAUGAAUUGACAAAAAUGUGCACAAUACGCAUGUCAUUUGUAAAGGGCUGGGGAGCUGAAUAUCAUCGACAAGAUGUCACCUCAACACCCUGUUGGAUUGAGAUCCAUUUACAUGGGCCGUUACAAUGGUUGGACAAGGUGCUCACACAGAUGGGUUCACCGCAUAAUGCAAUUAGUUCGGUAUCCUAAGUUUAAGACCUAAAAAGAAAAAGUAAAACGAAAGAAAGAACAUGAAUGAAAAGAAACAAAAAAAAAAAGAAGAAAAACAAAAACAGUAGUUAAAAGUAUGUAAAAGACGUAGAAACAAAAUAUGUGCAAAACAGAAA